AUGCUAGACGGGGCGCGCGCCUCUUUUUGGGCGCAGCUCAAAGCUGUCAAGCUUCCGUUUGUUUCCAAGAAGCCGCAUUUCAAUUUCAUUUCUGUCCACUAUACGUGGAUUAUUGGUGCAACCUUGAUCGCUUCCAUUGCCAUCUACGCUGCAGGCCGCGGCGCCACCGAAUAUGUCGACGCCCUCAUGUUCGCCAGCGGUGCCAAUACCCAGGCCGGUCUCAAUCCUAUCGAUGUUAACCUCUUGAACACCUUCCAACAGGUGGUCGUCUACGUCUUCACCAUCACAUCCAAUCCGAUCACGCUCCAUACCUCGGUCGUAUUUCUGCGUCUCUAUUGGUUUGAAAAGAGAUUCCAAGGCUGGGUCACGGAUGCCAGGCAACGUCGCACCACCAUCUCCAAAUCAAAGUCUCGCGCGCGUAGCGAGGUCCGUCAGGCCGAGGAGGGAGUCAAUGGCCGGCAUAUCACUGUCGUGCCUCACCAGGGCCGACCACCGCGCAUUACCAAUGACGGAAUCUUACUCGACGGGGACGCGAUGAUCCAGUCCCAGGCUAUUGAGGACGAUGACGACGAUGACCACAUGCCGCCUAAACCACCACCAGCCAGUAGCGACGAGAGCGAUACGGCAACCGUCUCAGCCGGGCGGUCCAAUAGCAUGGAGCUGAGCCCUCUGGAGAAGCCCGAUCAGGCAUUCGAGGAGGACAGGGAUAAACGCAUGGAGGGGCCGGGCCAGCCGCAGAAUGCGCCCACGGGAAUCACAUUCGCUGAGACAGUCAAGAGGAGCGACGGCAUCGACGACGAGCUUACCAAAUUUCCUCGGAGGACCCAUGCCGAGCACAUUGCCAUCCUGGAGCGCCAAAGAAACCAGGACAAUGAAGUUUUGCGAAUUCCCGGUCCGCGUGAGACCGAGAGGGGCAUGGGACCGCGACGACUUGAUGACGGUGAUGCACAAGACGGAGACGACGAUACCAUUGCCAUGACACACACGAGGGACUCACGGCAAGAUCAAGCAACCAUCGACUCGAGGCUCCCGCGCGACCGCAGACCAACCAUUGUCAUUGCUGAGCCUGAACGUCCCAUCAGGGAGGAGUUGGCCGACGAUGCUAAGGCUGUUGGUGGCACUCUUGAUUCUCUCAGGUUCCGCAAGCCUAGGAUUUUCAACCGCGGCCAAAAGCAGGUCCAUGAAGACCAUGAGAGCGGCGGACCUGUGCGCGCUUUUCGGACUCGUACAUUGGAUACCAUCAAGUCAGCCUGGUCCAACGAUCACACCAAGGACAUGCCGUACCUGAGUUAUACGCCGACUAUGGGUCGCAACUCCAACUUUGUGGGUUUAACUCUUGAACAACGAGAGGAAUUGGGUGGAAUUGAGUAUCGGUCUUUGAGGACCCUAGCUCUGAUCUUGCUUUGCUACUUCUGGGGAUUUCAGCUUAUUGCUGUAACCUUUCUGCUCCCCUUUAUUCUUCACAACGACCACUACGGCAAAAUCGUCGAAGACGAUGCCAUCUCAAGGACCUGGUGGGGUAUCUGGACCGCCAACUCGGCCUUCAACGAUCUUGGUCUUACCUUGACCCCAGACAGCAUGAACUCGUUCAACACCUCAGAGUACACCAUGAUGAUUAUGUGGUUCUUCAUCAUCAUUGGCAAUACUGGCUUCCCCGUCAUGCUGCGGUUCAUCAUCUGGGUUCUGGCUCAGAUCGUGCCCAAGGGCACAGGUCUCUGGGAGGAGCUGAGAUUCCUCCUCGAUCACCCUCGCCGAUGCUUUACUCUGCUAUUCCCCUCGAGCGCCAACUGGUGGCUUUUUUGGAUUCUGGUCGCUUUGAACGCCAUCGACCUGUUGUUCUUUGUCAUCUUGGAUCUCAAUUCUGGCCCCGUCGCCCAAUUACCAGUACAUACACGCAUCGCCGACGGUCUCUUCCAAGCCGCAGCUACUCGAACUGCUGGCUUCUCUUGCUUCAGCAUGUCGGACCUUCACCCAGCAAUGCCAGUCUUGUACAUGAUCAUGAUGUACAUUUCUAUUUUCCCGAUUGCUAUAUCUAUCCGCCGAACCAACGUGUAUGAGGAAAAGUCACUGGGCGUUUACGGCAACAAGCGGGACGAAGACGAGGAGACAGACUCGCCCAGUGCGCUCAACUAUGUCGGUACUCACUUGCGACGUCAACUGUCAUUCGAUUUGUGGUAUGUCUUUGUGGGCUUCUUCCUUCUCGCCAUCACGGAGGGUACCAGCCUCAAGGAAAAGAAGUUCAACUCGUUUGAUAUCCUCUUUGAGGUGGUCAGCGCUUACGGCACCGUCGGCCUGAGCAUUGGCGUACCCAACGUGAACGCUUCACUUUGUUCCCAGUUCACCGUUGUUGGAAAGCUUAUCAUCAUCGCCAUGCAAAUCCGUGGUCGUCACCGUGGGUUGCCAUACGGUCUGGACCGUGCGGUACUGCUCCCUAGCGAAUCUCGUUUCCAGAAGGAAGCCGAAGAAAACCAGCCGAUUCUGAUCCGGACCCGGACGAACGCCUCGAUUGGAACUGCUUCCGGAGUCGAGCCCCAGGCCGGCCUUGCUGCGUCUGGCCGACGAGGCAGUUUCGGCCGCAUCAAGGAGCGAGCAAAUAGCCGCAUCAUCUCGCAGUUCCUAUUCCCAGGACCUGUCAUCAGCAGUGACGAGAUCCAUGGGCAUAGACGCACUACGUCCAAUACAUCUCAAAACGCGGCACGAGUCUUCCCUCGAGCCAACACUGAGCCGGUUUACGACGAGGAAAAGGACCAGGUCCCUCCCUUGCGGACCAUCGAGUCCCAUCACCACCACCAUCCACAGCCUCGUCGGGCAGACACGACCCCAAUGCUCUAA
Molecule: messenger RNA, 2832 nt
Organism: Fusarium keratoplasticum
Lineage: Eukaryota; Fungi; Ascomycota; Sordariomycetes; Hypocreales; Nectriaceae
Product: Potassium transport protein
Exons: 3
Coding region: 1-2832 (943 amino acids)
Biological process (GO): potassium ion import across plasma membrane; intracellular potassium ion homeostasis
Cellular component (GO): plasma membrane
Molecular function (GO): high-affinity potassium ion transmembrane transporter activity
Source: RefSeq, a predicted model, not a curated record